Molecule: messenger RNA, 4230 nt
Organism: Homo sapiens (human)
Lineage: Eukaryota; Metazoa; Chordata; Mammalia; Primates; Hominidae
Gene: ZNF526
Product: zinc finger protein 526
Exons: 3
Coding region: 433-2445 (670 amino acids)
Cellular component (GO): nucleus
Source: RefSeq, marked validated
AGUGAGGGGUCCCACACGCCUGGAGCCGAGGGUCUGUGUCAAGAGCGGCAGGGGCUGCAGGAGAUAAGAGAAACGGGUGAGGGCGCCGCGCGGGGCUGGACUGGGAAGAGAACGCUGGGCGGACGGAGGGGGCGGAAGGAAAACUAAGGGGUCUGCAGGGAUCGAAGAGCCUUGGGGCCUGCGCUAGGGCGGGAGCGGCGCGGGCUGGAAGGAGAGCACUCCUUCCUGUGUGCCCUGGGGCUCCUUUAGUGUGCGGGAGCCUACGCUGGAACUCGCCCACCACCCACUGCUGCGAGCUCUCACCCUGCCGAGGAGCUCAGUCUGGCUGCCGUGGGGUGUGUGUAGGCUUCAGAGACAUGGGAUCACGGAAGACUGAAGCAGAAACAGUGGAUUAAGACUUCCUGAGCGAUAGCUGGCACUGCCUUCCCCACAAUGGCAGAGGUGGUGGCUGAGGUGGCCGAGAUGCCAACACAGAUGUCACCAGGGGCAGUGGAGAUGUCAACACCUAUGUCGGCAGAGAUGAUGGAGAUGUCAACAGAAGUGACUGAGAUGACACCUGGGGAGGCCCUUGCCUCAUCCCUCUUCUUCCAGCAUCACCAGUUCAUGUGCUCUGAGUGUGGCAGCCUCUAUAACACACUGGAGGAAGUCCUCUCACACCAGGAGCAGCACAUGCUUGCUGUCUCAGAGGAGGAGGCACUGACCACACAGAAUGUUGGCCUGGAGCCGGAGCUGGUGCCGGGUGCUGAGGGGCCCUUCCAGUGUGGUGAAUGCAGCCAGCUCAUCCUCUCCCCUGGGGAGCUCCUGGCCCACCAGGAUGCCCACCUCCGAGAGUCUGCAAACCAGAUCCAAUACCAGUGCUGGGACUGCCAGGAGCUGUUCCCCUCGCCCGAGCUGUGGGUGGCUCAUCGAAAGGCCCAGCACCUUUCUGCUACGGUAGCUGAGCCACCAGUGCCACCUCCUUUGCCUCCCCCAACACCACUGCCUCCACCUUCUCCCCCAUCCGAAGUCAAGAUGGAGCCCUAUGAGUGUCCUGAGUGCUCUACCCUCUGCGCCACCCCUGAGGAGUUCUUGGAGCAUCAGGGCACCCACUUUGACUCCCUAGAGAAAGAGGAGCGCAAUGGGUUGGAGGAGGAGGAAGAGGACGAUGAGGAGGAUGAAGAAGAUGAUGAAGAGAUGGAGGAUGAGGAGGCCAUGGCAGAGGUCGGUGAUGAUGCUGUGGGAGGUGACGAGUCCACAGCUGGCUGGGCUCAGGGCUGCGGGGACUGUCCCCAGCACCAGCCCUCAGCAGGGGCUCGCCGGCAACACCGGCGGACGGCUCACAGCCCGGCAUCUGCCACCCACCCCUUCCACUGCAGCCAGUGUCAGCGCAGUUUCAGCUCCGCCAACCGGCUGCAGGCUCAUGGGCGGGCCCAUGUUGGUGGCACACAUGAGUGUACAACCUGCUCCAAGGUCUUCAAGAAAGCAGCAUCGCUUGAGCAGCACUUGCGGCUGCAUCGCGGGGAAGCCCGCUACCUCUGUGUAGACUGUGGCCGCGGCUUUGGCACAGAACUCACGUUGGUGGCUCACCGGCGGGCCCACACUGCCAACCCAUUGCAUCGCUGUCGUUGCGGCAAGACGUUCAGCAACAUGACCAAGUUCCUCUACCACCGGCGCACUCACGCCGGCAAAAGCGGGGCACCUCCCACAGGAGCAACAGCUCCCCCAGCUCCAGCGGAGCCCACCCCUCCACCACCACCCCCUGCCCCACCUGCCCAGCUGCCCUGCCCACAGUGCUCCAAGUCCUUUGCCUCAGCUUCCCGGCUGUCCCGGCACCGGCGUGCAGUACACGGGCCCCCUGAACGGCGUCACCGCUGUGGGGUUUGUGGCAAGGGCUUCAAGAAGCUGAUCCACGUGCGCAACCACCUGCGGACACACACGGGUGAGAGGCCCUUCCAGUGCCACUCAUGUGGCAAGACCUUUGCUUCUUUGGCCAACCUCAGCCGCCACCAGCUGACCCAUACGGGUGCACGUCCCUACCAAUGCCUGGACUGUGGCAAGCGCUUCACACAGAGCUCCAACCUGCAGCAGCACCGGCGGUUGCACUUGCGGCCAGUCGCCUUUGCCCGCGCCCCCCGCCUCCCCAUCACUGGUCUCUACAACAAGAGUCCCUACUACUGCGGGACUUGUGGCCGCUGGUUCCGCGCCAUGGCGGGCUUGCGACUGCAUCAGCGGGUCCAUGCCCGAGCUCGGACUUUGACGCUACAGCCUCCCAGAUCACCAUCUCCUGCCCCACCCCCACCUCCAGAGCCUCAACAGACUAUCAUGUGCACAGAGCUGGGGGAGACCAUCGCCAUCAUUGAGACAUCCCAGCCACUGGCGCUUGAGGACACCCUGCAGCUGUGCCAGGCUGCACUGGGGGCCAGUGAAGCAGGCGGGCUCUUGCAGUUGGACACGGCCUUCGUGUGACGCAGCUGAAAAGCAACAACAAAAGGGUUUGGUUGCAACAGCCAGUGUGGGUACCUCUGGGGAGAGAGGACCUCCUCUGACAAACUGGUCUGGUACCCACCAUGUGCCAGGAUCCACCCUGGCCUCUUUUUACCCACUGACUCCCCAGAACAACCCUUCCAGGCUUCUCUUGUCAUCUUUCUCUGCCUGAGGGGAAACUGAAGCUCUGAAAUGCGAUGUGAUCUGUACCAGGUCACCCAGCUAUGCUGCAAAGUGGGUUGGCCAAGGCCCUUUGCACUGCAUCACCCUGGUGCCCAGCAACAUCAGGUAACCUUCACUGAGCACCAAGCUUAUGCCAGGUCUGUGCUGGCCACUCUCAUAUACCUCUUCAGAUCCUCUGCUUGUACCCCCAGCCCUUGCCUUCCCUGGAUUUUGGGCACCCAGGACUUUGCUCUGCCUGGUGGAGGGUACUUGAUUUCUCUGGGCUUCCUUCAUCUCAAUUCUGACAGUGUGGAAGGAAAUCUGUAGGUACCCAGGUCCUCAGCUCCAGACUGGGUGAUGCUGGAGACCCAGGAGCAAGUCAGCACAGGCUCUGCCCACAGGAGGCAUGCACAAUCUGGUAGGAGAAACGCACAAGUACAGAUAGCUUGCUCUCUGAGUGUGUCUCAUUGAUUCAUUCAGCCUGUGUGUCCUAAAGCCUCCCUUCUCCCAUACUGGGUGAUGCUGGGGGCAGAGAUGAGUCAGGCCUAAGGCUUCUCUGGGCUGUGAUGGGGAUGUGCAGGGACAGUGGGAUCCCAGGAAACAGACCUCCAUGGUGGGAGAUCAGGAGUUAAGGACUUCCUAGAGAAGGUAGUCCCUGAAGGAAAAGUAGGAAUCUGGCAGUGAAAGAGGAAAAGAACAUUCCAGGCAGACAGCACUGCAAGAGGGUGAGCUCUUGGUGUAUUUGGAGACCAUCCAGUUAUUCAUCUGACUGCCUACCUGAGGCAAGCACCACACUUACCACUGUAUGUGUACUAUGAUCCCAACAGGCUUGUGACAUAGAUUUCAUAUUAUCCCUGUUGUAUAGAUUUUUAAAACUGGUGGCUGGGCGUGGUGGCUCACGCCUGUAAUCCCAGCACUUUGGGAGGCCGAGGCGGGCAGAUCACGAGGUCAGGAGAUCGAGACCAUCCUGGCUAACACGGUGAAACCCCGUCUCUACUAAAAAUACAAAAAAUUAGCCAGGAGUGGUGGCGGGCGCCUGUGGUGGCCAGCUACUCAGGAGGCUGAGGCAGGAGAAUGGCGUGAACCCGGGAGGCGGAGCUUGCAGUGAGCCGAGAUCGCGCCACUGCACUCCAGCCUGGGCGACAGAGUGAGACUCCCUCUCAAAAGAAAAUAAAAAUAAAAAUAAACUGGCCAGGUGCGGUGGCUCACGCUUGCAAUCCCAGUGCUUUGGGAGACUGAGGCAGGAGGAUCACUUAAGGCCAGGAGUUCGAGACCAGCCUGGGCAACAGCAAGACCUCAUCUCUACAAAACUUAAAAGUUAGCCAGGCCUGGUGGCACAUGCCUGUAAUCCGAGUGCUUUGGGAGGCUGAGGCAGGAGGAUCACUCGAGCUCAAGAAUUCAAGACCUGGGCAAGAGAGAGAGACUUUGUCUCUAUUAAAAAUAAAAAUGAUUGGCCGAGCAUGGUGGUGCACACCAGUAUUCCCAGCUACUCUGGAGGCUGAGGCGGAGGCAGGAUUGCUUGAUAUGAGGGAGAUUGAGGCUGCAGUGAGCUGUGUUCACACCACUGCACUCCAGUCUGGGCAACAGUGCAAGACCCUGUCACUU